AUGAAUUAUAAUUUAGAAGAUGUCUACUCUGACAUUUCAAGUUUUCUUACUAGAGAAAUAAGAGAAAAAGGAUUAUGGGGUGAUUUUGUUGCCAAAGCAAAUGAUUAAAAAUAGAUUACUUUCCCUAAUUUUGAAGAAGUUGUUAGAAAUAUAAUUAUAGAUAUAAGUAUCGAUGAAAUGGUAGCUUUAAAAGAAAAAUUAUUUAUCUAAUAAAUUACAACUUUAGCUGCUUUAGCAAAAGCAUUAAAAAUUAAUAUACUUGAUUAAAAUAAAAAAAAAACUUAGAUUUUGAUAAAUUAAAGAUAAGAUCAAUCAGAAGAUUCGUAAAGUUAGUCUGAUACAAAUUAUUAAGGUAAUCAUGGUUUAAAUAUUGUUUAAUAACAACAAGGAAGCUAAUAAAAUUUAAAUGUGUCACGAUCUUCAAGUUAAAGGUCAAUUAAUGUUAAUAAACCUAUAGAUAAAAGAUAAUUUUAACGAUAAGAUUUAUAAUAACUUUCAUAACAUGAUAAUUAUGUAGAGGAGUAUAAAAGAUAGAUUGCUGAGAAUAAAUAGGAAGACAAUGUUUCUGAACAUUAAAAUGAAGAUGAAUAACAACUUGUAUCAUAACAAUAAAAACCAGUUAGAUUAUAAAAAGAGGUAAAUGAGAAUAACGAACCUACAUUAGAUUAAUAAAUAGAAGAUUUAUUUAAUUAAAUAGAUUCAAAUAGGAAUGGAUGGUUGGAUCCAAAAGAAUUGAAUAUUGCAUUACUGUAACUAGGAAUAAAUCCUACUCCUUAAGAAUUAGAUUAAUAUUUUAAAGUUUUUGAUAAGAAUCAUGAUGAAAAGAUUUCAAAAAUGGAAUUUAAUGUAAUAAUAAAGGAUUAAUUAAUGAAAGCUAUAUUAUCGACAGAUGAAUUAUUUGCUUAGAUUUAAAGUGAAUAUAAUAUUUUAACAGAUGCAAAUAGAAAUGAAUUAGAUAUGGCUUAAUUAUAAUAAGUUUUUAAAAAAUUAGGAAUAUUAUUAGAUAAUAAUGAUUUAUGUGAUCUUUUUGAUGAAAUAGAUGAAGAUGGUAGUGGAUACAUUGAAUAGGAUGAAUUAAUUAACUUUUUAGAUAAACCAUUUUCUGAACAUUCACCUAAAUCAUAGACUCUUUUAACAAAGAUUAAUAAUUUUAAGAAUCUAUCAAUAACAGGAAUAAGAGAAUUAUUUUAAGGAAUUCCAAAGAAUUUUACAUAUUCUUUUAUUUUUGCAUAAAACAAGAAAGGAUUAAAUACAAUAUCUAGUUGUUUUUCUCCUCAAUUAGAUAAUAGUGGAUUAUUGUAUUAGGAUUUAAAUUUAAUUUAAGCCUAGAAAUACAAUCUUACAAGAUCAUUAAUUGAUAUGUAGAUUAUAACUUAAAAACUAGGACUUAGACACCUCCAUUAGUUUUUUAUGAAAUAAAAUUUCAUUUAGCAGCAGGACUACCAUCACCAGAUGAAAAGAAAUGUGAUUUAAAAUAAUUUAGAUUAAGAGAAGUAGGAAUGUGUUUAUUUGAUAAAGUAAAUUAAAAAUUUAUUGGUAAUACAGUGUUUGUACCAUGUUAAGUAGAUCCAUCAUCACCAGAUAAGUAUUAAAUUUAUCUAUAUUUAUUAUAGAUGGAUAUUUUUAAUUGAAUAUCCAAUAAUAAUUAGAUAUGUACCAACUAAAAAAGAUUAAUAAAUUGUUUUAGUCAUUGAAUUUAUUGCUCAUAUGGAAAAAUUAGGAACUUUAAAUCCAUUAUCAGUAAGUUAUGGAGAAAUCUUAUUAACUAGUAUAAAAAAGGCAGGAAAAUAAAUAAUUUAAAUGAAUGGUAUUUAUAAUUGAUAUGAGUGAGGUGGUUCUCCAUUUAAUUCAAUGGUUAUUGAUCCUUAAUCAAUUAUUUAACCAAAAGGAUUAUUCAAAAAAUAGUUGAAUUAACCAUAAGUUACUAUUGAAUUUAUAGAUAUCGAAUUGAAGAAACCUCCAAUAAUAUAAUUAUAUAGUGUUUUACCAUAGAGUUACUUAUUACCUAAAAGUUGGCUUUAAUUAAUGCAUGACUUUAGAGAAUAUUUUGCAUAUAGAUCUGUAUGUUAAGGAUUCUUUGAUAGUGGAUUACCAGAUUAUAAAAUGAAAAGUCUUUUAGAUUUAUUAGACAUGGCAGAAUGUGGUGAUUAAAUUACAAAUUGGUGGAAUUAAAAUGUUAAAAUUACUAAUUUUAAAGAAAUUAUUAAUUUAGUUGAAGUCUUAUGUUAAAGAGCUUAUUUAACAACUUAAAGAGUUGACUUUUAUCUUAAAGCUUUUCCUCCUGUUUAAAGGAUUAAUCAUAAAUAUUCCAUUUUGGAAAAGAGACGAAAUUGUUUAUAAGAGAUGUUUAGAGAUUUAGCAGCUGUUUUAGGCAAAAGAACAGGAGGGUAAUUAUAUAAGUAACUAAUUUAGACGAAAAAAUGAUAACUACUUUACUAUGGAACCAUUAAUGUUAUCUACUUUAUAAGAAGAUGACAAAUCAACUUUGGAUAAAAUUCUCAAUAGAAGAAGGUUAAAAUGAUAAUAUUAAUUUAAUUAAAU
Molecule: messenger RNA, 2541 nt
Organism: Paramecium sonneborni
Lineage: Eukaryota; Ciliophora; Oligohymenophorea; Peniculida; Parameciidae
Source: the annotation of a GenBank genome assembly